AUGCUGUUUGCGAAGAUUCUUACACGGCGCCCUUUUGCAUUUAGCGGUCUCAUAGCACAGCCUUUUUUUAAAAUAAUUCGAUGCAGAGCAAAUCAGAUUAGUGCGCAUUGUUACAAAACGGUCAAGCCACGGACUUUUGGAACAUCAUUUGGGAAGGAGGCAGAAGGAAAUGAAUUUUUAUUGGAAAAGAGCCUACUUCCAAAGUUAACAGGUGCCACUCAGACGGAAACACAUUUGAAAUCGGCGCUCCGAUGUCUUGUGUUUGACUCAAAUGGUAAUUAUAGGCGUGUUGCAUCGGAUGAAGAGAGAGUUGAACUUAUAAAUAAGAGAGACUUACUACCGCGGGAUUUACGGAAGAUAGAUAAGGGCUACAAUAAUAUCGUGCCGUCGAUAUUGAUACGAGAAAACUCGAUUCUUAUGAGUUUAUUACAUAUAACAACGUUGAUCAAGGCAGAUAGUGUCGUACUUUUCAACUAUUACGGAUCGUAUGCAGAUAAGAAGUUCGUUAACAGCCUCUCGGAGAAGUUGAAGAACGAAUCUGGUGACAAGCUCCACUAUGAAGUGCGGGCACUUGAGGCAAUUUUUAUGGAUGUGAUCGAGAAUUUGAACUCGGAGAUGAAAGUGCAUGUAAACGUGGUGAAAGGAAUAUUGAAGGAGCUUGAGGAUGAUGUGGAUUUGCCAAAACUCAAGUACUUGUUGAUCGUUUCCAAGAAGCUCCAGCAAUUUCAGCAGAAGGCCACCUUGAUGCGUGAUUUGAUCGAUGAACUUCUAGACCAGGAUGACGAAUUGGCCGAGAUGUAUCUCACAGAAAAGAAAGAGGGUCUUCCCAGAUCUCCCGAGGACCACCAGGAGGUUGAGCUUUUGCUAGAGUCAUACUCUUUGCACUGUGAUGCCAUAGUGCAGACUGUAGAAAACGCUAACAGCGAUGUUAAGACCACAGAGGAAAUUGUGAACAUCAUCUUGGAUUCCAACCGUAAUGAUCUCAUGCUUCUUGGACUUCGAUUCAGUGCCGGUCUUAUGAGUUUUGGAGGCUUGUUGUUUGUGGCCUCACUCUAUGGAAUGAACCUCCAAAAUUUCUUCGAGUCAAACGAACAGUGCUUCAAAGUAGUGGCCGUCGCGUCGUUCGUCUUGACACUUGUGCUAUUUCGGUUUUCCAUGCGGCAUUUGUCGAGACUCCAGAAGAUCCAGCUAAUGAAGAGAAGCGUGUAG
Messenger RNA from Brettanomyces bruxellensis, 1209 nucleotides. RefSeq lists its product as uncharacterized. The transcript has a single exon. Gene Ontology annotation, biological process: mitochondrial magnesium ion transmembrane transport. Gene Ontology annotation, molecular function: magnesium ion transmembrane transporter activity. NCBI's taxonomy places the organism in Eukaryota, Fungi, Ascomycota, Pichiomycetes, Pichiales, Pichiaceae. Gene Ontology annotation, cellular component: mitochondrial inner membrane. The coding region runs from base 1 to 1209 and encodes 402 amino acids. The record is from RefSeq and is a predicted model, not a curated record.